AUGCCACCGUUCGGUUCAAGAUCGUCCAGUUCGCGCGGGUUCACUCGCCAGUUCCGCCUGAAUAGCCAAAGAACAGAGACCGAGGCUCUGCUGGCGUCGCAACACGACGAAGAAGAUCACGCCGAUAGCGAUGGGCUGUAUCCGCCUCAUUGCACCUGGACGAGCGAUCAGGCCGAGCCGCCUCCAGGGGCAGAUCUGUAUAGGAAUGCAGAUUGCAAUGUCUAUGAAAACAUUCUCCGGAUUCGGAGAGAUAUCAUCAACAGCAUUGAUGACCCGUACUCGCUGGAACAAUUGAAAGCACCGCGCAUGAACAUCUCCGUCGUUCGGCCUCUGGUCGAUUCCAUCUACGGGAAACAGGACCUUUCGCUCGUAUACUGUCUGCUCGUCAACCGGAUGCAAUUCAUCCGUGAGCAGUCCUUCGCGACACAUCAUCAGACAGUCAAUCUCACCCGUGCGCUUCUGUGCGAGCUGGCCGCCGAGAAGGUUCUUCGUCGAUAUAAUGAAAACAACCCUGGUCCGCGAGGCCUGCUGAAACUGGCUAAUAUACUGGUCGCCGGCUUCGACCCGUUCCAGGGGGCGCCUCCGGAAAUCGUGCAGAAAAGCACGCACCCGAUUCACUGGGCAGCUAGAAGGAGCGGCAAAAAGAUCGAAAAGAAGCUGACUGCUCUCGAAUUGGCGAUUGUGAGUGCAAGCAAAAGCUUUCUGGCCAGUAGUGCUUGUCAGAAAGUCGUGGAUGCCAUCUACCGAGGUAAACUGGUCUACACCCCAAGCAGUUUCAUCGACAUCAUCCCCGAUGGUUGGAAGAAGAGACCGAUCUCCUUGUAUGACCCCAGGAGAGCGCCCCUGCUGAACCAAUACCGCUUGAUUGUGCCUCGGAUCCGAAAUGUCAUCGAGGUCUUCCAAUUCGUCAUUCUACUUGCACUGUACAUUGCACUCAUGGUGGGUCGAGAAAGUCGGCUGAACACGCGAUAUACCCCGGUUGAGGCCGUAUUUGACCUGUACGCUGCUGGCUGGGUCCUCGAUCAAUUCGCCUCCAUCCUCGAACACGGCUGGGGUGUCUAUACCCAGAACUUGUGGUCAUUCCUGGAUGCCACUUUCAGCACCAUCUUCAUCAUAUAUCUUGUUCUUCGACUCCAUGCUUUGCGAAUCGACGACCAGGACAACUCCAUCCUGUGGGCCCGGACGGCUCUUGACGUGCUCAGCUGUGCAGCGCCAGUUUUGAUUCCAAGACUGGCGUUCAACAUCAUGUCGGAGAAUAUGUUGUUCCUCUCCUUGCGAGCAAUGAUGUCUGACUUUCUCACUCUUACUGCACUUGCUGUUUGGUGUUUCGCGGGAUUUAUGUUGAGCCUGAAAUGGUUGCAUGCUGGGGCCCAUUCAUCUGUCACAAUUGGCAAAUGGAUGAUUUGGAUUUGGUUCGGGCUCGAUGGUACCGGUAUCGACGAGUCCGUCGAUUUCCACUGGCUGUUGGGACCGGUGUUGAUGGUGCUGUUCGCCUUUCUCGGAAACACGCUGUUCCUCACGAUCCUGGUUUCAAUGUUGACCACCACGUUUAGCAGCAUCGUCUCCAAUGCCAUUCAGGAGAUUCUUUUCCGUCGGGCAGUUCUGACCUUCGAGGGGGUGAAGUCAGAUGCCAUAUUCGCAUAUAUGCCGCCGUUCAACAUCGCCGCACUGAUCAUCAUGCUUCCGCUGAAACUGGUGGUUUCGGAACGAACUUUUCACAAAAUCAACGUUGCAGCGGUUCGGACGCUCAAUAUGCCGACAUUGUUGGUGAUUGCUUGGUAUGAAAGAAAGACAUUGUGGAUGUCUGACAAACCUCGACCUUACCGUGCCAGAAGAAUAGAUUGGAAGAAUACCAAUGGGCCGAGACCCGCCGAAUCGCCAUACUGGGCCCUCUCGAGGUUUAGUGUCCACGGAGACAUCCAUGCAGUGUUUGACAUUGAUCCACCGCAGCCAGUCUUGGACAAAAUAGCUGAAGAGGAUGAUUUGGAAUAUGGUGAUGGGAUAGGAAAAGCGGUCAAUAACAAUUUGAGUAGAGGUUUCAACCCUGCCCCGGUGUCUCGACGAAGCAGUCGAGCAAGCGAUUCGAAGCGACGGAUGUCUGCCAGUUCCAAAGCCGAAAGACACCAAAGCAAGGACCGCAGGACUCCAAAGGGAUCCCCAAGGGAGGAAUUCCGAGACUCGAGCGAGGCAGAAGAUGAAGGUAGUCAUCCACCCCAUCACCGCAAAAUGAUGAGAGGGGAAAGAAUGGAUUCCAUCGUCGACUAUAGCGAUGAUGGGGACGAUAAGCUCCUGGAGGCGAACACAAGGUUGCACAAGAUGGAGGCCGCUAUAACAAGGAUUGAGGCUAUGCUGUCGCAGCUGGCAAAUGGGGAUGCCAGCUCAGAAAACACGGAAGGGAGGGAGGAGUUGGAGCAGGAAAUGCAAUCGGGCACGAUGAAAUAG
Molecule: messenger RNA, 2442 nt
Organism: Capronia coronata CBS 617.96
Lineage: Eukaryota; Fungi; Ascomycota; Eurotiomycetes; Chaetothyriales; Herpotrichiellaceae
Exons: 6
Coding region: 1-2442 (813 amino acids)
Source: RefSeq, a predicted model, not a curated record